AUGGACAAGGUCGAUAGUUCGGAGAUCGACUUGAUAUGGAAGCAGGUGCAAGAGAGGGUGAUCAGACUUGCGGGCGAUGAUCCGACUAAGCUGCGCAAAAAUCUCAACGCUGAAGAUGUUUUGGCGCUCGUGGAUCGAGCGCAAGCGGCGCAAAAAGCCAAAUCAGAAAAGUACGGCUGGUUCAAGUCCGCUGUGGGCCGAACUUUGCAAUGCAUCCAGACGGUCGGAGGAAUUGUCGCGAACGCCGCGUCACAGGCCUUUGCGCCAGCCGAGAUGUGCUUCAACGCGCUGACCUUUGUCAUACAAGCAUGGCAAGGGUAUGAAGGGAUGUUUGAGAACUUGGGCGAGUUGCUGGAAAAAUGUGUUGAAUUUCUAGAACGACUCGACUACUACACGCCAAAAAUGGACGCUCGACUGUCUCGCCUCGCGUGCCAAAACCUACAACUGUUCGUUGAGCUCUGCGACCGUAUGAUCAAGCUUAGGAAGAAGCACACGCGCCUGCUUGCCUUCACCAAGCAGCUCUUUCUGAACGACAAUGGUAUCCAGGAACUUUUGGGCAUGAUGGACCGGCUCAACAACAAGGAGUCUCUCCUUGUCACCGCGCAAACAUACAAGAUUGUGAGCGACAGUGCGGAUGGGAUCAAGCUGAUUAUCAACGGCCAGCAGGAACAGAAGCGAGUGGAGGACUCGAAGAAAUGGCGCAAGGCUAUUGUGAAAGCUCUGGGAUUCGCUCCCGCAAACCUCAGGAGCGAUGGCGAGCCCGUCGCCGGCUGGGAGCGAUCGAUAAACCAGAUGAGGAACCGUAUCGUCGAAGGCACGGGGGAUUGGCUGGCCGAUUACGAAGGUUUCGUCUCUUGGGCACAAUCUCCGACUCCGGAGGAGAACGUGUUCAUAAUCCAUGGCAAGCCCGGUUCGGGGAAAUCAUCUCUGAUGGCCAACGUACUUCGGCUUGUGAGAAGGCGGGCCGCUCAUUCCGUUCCGGCAGCCUCUCGCGUGGUCUCUGCGUAUUUCUGCCCGGAGGUGGAUACUAAAAAGACUACGGAUCUUACUCAAGGUGUCGUGUUCGAAUCCGCCUCUCGGGCUCUGCUCUGGCAGCUUUGCACCUCAUAUGAAGCCAUCGCCAAGUCUACCGCCCACAUCAUUGAACGCCAGCAGCUUUUUGAUGGCAACAUGGAUCUAUGGAAGUCGCUCUUUUCAGAAAACCGCGAAUUGCAGAACCAAGACACCAUCUUUUUCUUGUUUCUCGACGGCAUCGACUCGGACUUCCGAGCUUUCAUCCCCUUGCUGAAAAUGUUAUCGUCCCGCCUGGAUCUAAUAUGCAGGGUCCGAAUCUGCGUCACAAUUCAAAAUGAAACUGCCAAGGAUUGGUUGAUUCCGUCGUACCAGAUCCCCUACCAUAAAUUGCAUAUCUCAAGUGAAAACCUGAGUGAUGUCAAGGCCUGUAUCCUAUCUCAGUUGGACUCUAUGCCAAUUUUCAAGGAUGCUGACAGGCCCGGAAUUCAGCAAUGGCGCGAUCGCAUCCUCGACACGUUGGUUAAGAAAUGCGAAGGUGAUUAUUUCCGCAUAAAUAACAUUUUGAAAAGUCUCUCCGUUGUCGAUCUGAUCUCCGACAUUGAGACUAUCCUAGCUGAUGCCGGGAAAACGAGGGCGGAUCAGAUCGAUGCAGAACUCCAGCAUCUCAACGAACAACGCACUCCGACGGAGAUUGAUGAAAUCAAUACCAUCAUCCGCUGGGUUACACAUGGCGCUGGGUACCCUGCCAUUGACACAUUGCAAAGUCUUUUAUCCCUCAGGUCACGCAGGCAAAAUGCGACAGCCGGGCCGAGCACGACAACCGAUUCCGAGUCUGGACCAUCGGAACAAGAACCAAAUAAGAAAGCGGGCCCCGGCCAACCCCUUUCGCCGCUUUCACUCCUUCCGUUCAGGCAGAAAAUUGAGGAAAAGUACCCAAUUUUUGUCGUCCGCGACUCUGGGCAUGUGGACUGGAGAACCCCCGAGAUCCAAGACCGUAUCCCCGCGAAGGCCCCGCUGACGGCGCUCUCGAGGACGACGUGCCUUGUCCCCCAGAUCGUCCGCGAGUCUGAGGUCACGGUCGACUCCUCAUCCAACAAAACGGAGGUCGUACUGGGCUAUAUCGCCAAGCGCAUGGCGCACCAUCUUUUCAAUGGGAAGAUGACUGGGCUUCAUGAAAGAGCCCCCGAGCGCUCUGCUGCAAUGGCCGUCCUCCGCGGAUACCUCGUCAGGCUGGACCCGACUGGGCCGAACGAGGCGCCGGCGAAACUCCUCCAGCACACGUAUGAGAAUUUCUGGCAAUCGGAUGACGCGAGGGAGUAUUUUGAGCGUUAUAGAUGCUCUUUGGAUACCCUGGCCUCGAUCGAGCGUUGGGCUACUGGAAGUUUGGGUCGAGGCGACAGCUCGACCUCGAUCUGGGAGAUGAACAUGGCUCUCAAUUACGAGCUAUUUAUCGAAUUUUCGUGGUUUUCCCGUUCGAAGCCAAGCACGGCCAGAGCGAAGCGCGCGCUGGACUUGGACCCAUCCAACUGGGACGCGCUCCUGUUCCUCGCCACCGAUCCCGAAUACCACGCGAUCCCUCCUCGGGAGACUUUCGACCUCCUACAGAAAGCAAAGGCUCAGAUGGAUAAUCUUCGGUCCAGCGACUCGUCGUGGCUCAGCGAACCCGGGAAGCGGACAGUGCUCGCUAGUAUCAUGCUAGAAUUUGGAAUGGCCCUCUGGCGACAGACGCUGUUUCGCCGUCGCCCCAAGGGCGAAAAGCCGGCGCAGGACGAGCUUGAAGAGGCGGCCAUCAUACACCGCCAAAGUCUAGAGUUUGGGGAUCCCAAAUUCCACAUCAUGAAAAGGCUUUUUCGAGAGUAUGAACGUGAGGGGUGCCGGGGACUGUGGCUACAAUUCAUCUCUACUCUCACUGACUAUUCCGCGCGGUGGUCGCCGUCAAUCUCGAAUCUCAGCAAAGAGGUACUCGUCUGCCAUUAUCAGCGUCGAGAGUGGCCGGAAGAGAACCGGUUUGCCAAAGCUGCCGACUCAACCAAUCAAUGGGGCACUGUCGACGCUUUCUUCUCUGCCUGCCUCGCAGCGUCUGAGUCGCACGGGGACGCGCGACUGCAGUUUGAGAUCCGUGCCCACUAUGCGUUCACGCUCUUCAUCUCCUCGCAACCCCAGAAGCACUCGAGAGGCCUUGGUAUGCUUCAAGAGUUAUUGGAUCCGGCUAAUGUCAACCAGGUAGAUGACUUGGAUAACCAUCUGAUGCUUGACAUUCAAAUGACCCUUGCCAUCUACUACCUUCGGGAGGCUCUGGCGGAAAAUCAGAAAGAAACCACGCGGUUGGAGCUUGGAGAGAAGCUCGCCUCAUUCCUAGCCCAGUCGCGCGUCCACCACAUCAUGAUGAACGCCUUGGAGCUCCUCUCCGACGAUAUCGAAGAGAACGACCUAUAUGCCUUUAGGCUGCUUCAAGACAUUCUCUCCUCCCUAGGCGACGAAGAAAAUCUUCGAGUGGCCUGGUUUAUGUGGGCGGCUUCAAUAUGGGACUCGAAACGCGAUGAGGAAAGAAAAUUUGAGUGGAAGGUGGCGUUGAGGGAAAAGUAUAUGAAGGGUUACGUGCCGGAGGAGAUUGAGGACGAUAUGUAG
Messenger RNA from Parascedosporium putredinis, 3642 nucleotides. Lineage: Eukaryota; Fungi; Ascomycota; Sordariomycetes; Microascales; Microascaceae. The record is from the annotation of a GenBank genome assembly.